AUGAAUCCUACAAUUUUGAUCAGUUGUCUAUUGGUUGUCUCUGGAUGUCUACUUGGAAGCGGACAUGCCCAAAGUGAUGAUGAAUUCACCACUGAGAGACAACGCUUUCUUCAUGUGUAUGGCAAUUCUACGGUUGAUGAAGCCACUAGAUAUAGUAAUGUCGUCGACCUAAUCAAGUUCUAUGAGACCUACUCAUCUCGUCUCUCAUUGAAAUCUCCUUUCAAUUAUCGUGCCGAAGAACACUUGAGGUGGUAUAAGGAGGAACAGGAACGCUGUGAAGGUGUUCGUCCUUUCCCUGAACCGGGAUAUCCGAUGACGGCACCAAGUUACUGCACGCUGUCUUUUGUGAAGCGUCGCAUUGUGGAGCUGGCCGAGGAAAUUGCCUCGGAGGCAAUCAAAAGUCCUAGGGGGUCUUAA
This is a messenger RNA of Drosophila takahashii, 417 nucleotides long. Its product is annotated as protein Turandot M-like. Lineage: Eukaryota; Metazoa; Arthropoda; Insecta; Diptera; Drosophilidae. The record is from RefSeq and is a predicted model, not a curated record. Gene Ontology annotation, biological process: immune system process.